AUGAACUGGUUCCAGUCAUUUGUUCGCUGUCCUGUGGUCGUGGAGGCUUUGUCUCUGCCUGAGGAUGUUGUCGAGAGUAACCGACGACAGAGCGAAUACCUUCCAAUCAACCAUAUUGGCGUUCGUAAUCGGCAUGGCGCAAAUGUAUGUGAGAGGCGCGAGGAUGACGAUGAGAAGGAUAACGAGGAAGACGCCGUCCUUCUCUGGCACAAUUGCCGGACUGGCGCCGACAUGGUCGGUGGUCAGGCAGAUGUAGACGGCCGAUGCGCUGAAUUGACCUAG
Sporothrix schenckii 1099-18 is the source of this 282-nucleotide messenger RNA. RefSeq lists its product as uncharacterized. Bases 1 to 282 code for a protein of 93 amino acids. The record is from RefSeq and is a predicted model, not a curated record. NCBI's taxonomy places the organism in Eukaryota, Fungi, Ascomycota, Sordariomycetes, Ophiostomatales, Ophiostomataceae. The transcript has a single exon.